GAGUGUGCAAGGCUGCUGGGCAAAUGGAGCAGCGCAGGUCCAGGGGGGCCCGACCCUAUAAAAACGCAGGCUAGGGUCUCUCCCCCGACAUUGAUAUUACUGGAUCUGUCCCACCUCAGUACCGUCUAGAGAAAGCCCCAAGGGGAGACACAGCAGCCAUGAACACUCAACAGAUGGAGCAGAUGGGCCAGUUCAGGAUCACCGUCUGGGAGGAGGAGAACUUCCAGGGAAAGCGCUGCGAGUUCAUGCUGGAAUGCCAGAACAUCAUGGAGAGGGGCUUCAACAAGAUCCGCUCCAUCAAGGUCGAGAACGGGCCCUGGGUGGGCUAUGAGUACCCAGAGUUUCAGGGACAGCAGUUCAUCCUGGAGAAGGGAGACUAUCCUCGUUACGAGGCCUGGAGCGGGAACAGCGGCUACAGAACCGAGCACAUGCUUUCUUUCAGACCCAUCAAGUGUGCCAACCACAGUGACAGCAAGGUGACCUUGUACGAGUGUGAAGACUUUCAGGGGCGUAAGUUUGAGAUGUGCGACGACUACCCCUCCCUACAGGCCAUGGGCUGGUGCAGCAAGGAGGUUCCCUCCAUCAAAGUCAACUCGGGAGCCUGGGUGGCCUACCAGUUCCCUGGUUACCGUGGCUACCAGUACAUCCUGGAGCGAGACAGACAUCAAGGCGAGUACAGAAACUACAAUGAGUACAGCACCCAGGCUCACACCAACCAGGUGCAGUCCAUUCGUCGGAUCCAGCACUAAGCUUCCACUCUGCCUGAAAACAAGUAAAUAAAACGGAAAUCCAACGCUUCCCCACCUCGAACCCUGGACAUUCUUCUGUCACGGAAAAGCGGAUGGAAUAAUGCUUUCUAUCACUCUGUGGCUCUGGAUGUAUGGAUAUCAAAGGGCAUACUUCUGCUACCAUGCUGAAGCAUGACCUUGAAAUAGGAAAUAAAGGCUUUUCUUCAAAACUA
Nothobranchius furzeri (turquoise killifish) is the source of this 961-nucleotide messenger RNA. RefSeq names its product crystallin, beta A2b (gene cryba2b). Gene Ontology annotation, biological process: visual perception; lens development in camera-type eye. NCBI's taxonomy places the organism in Eukaryota, Metazoa, Chordata, Actinopteri, Cyprinodontiformes, Nothobranchiidae. The record is from RefSeq and is a predicted model, not a curated record. Gene Ontology annotation, molecular function: structural constituent of eye lens.